AUGUCCAAACUGAAAUCAGACAUUGACAAAAUGCAACAAAAAAUAAAGACUAUUUCAAUGCUGAAGAAAUGGAUAAACAACCAACAAGUGGAUUAGAAUGAGUACAAGAACUUGUAAUCCUCCCUUUCCCAAAUUCAAUAAAUCCAUUAUACUAAUUUCCUCAGGAUCACUAACAUUUCAAUAUCCAGUAUUUAUACCUUAAUACAAUUAGAUUAAGCCAAAUUCAACAAUUAGUUUCAAAAUGUCGAAUACGUCUAAUAAUGA
Molecule: messenger RNA, 264 nt
Organism: Paramecium tetraurelia
Lineage: Eukaryota; Ciliophora; Oligohymenophorea; Peniculida; Parameciidae
Exons: 1
Source: RefSeq, a predicted model, not a curated record